UUGGUCCUGCAAAGGUUCUAGUGAAGGUGUAGAUUGUAGCAGGUGGAGAUUGCAUAACGAAUAUGAAGAAAAAUCAUAUGAAGAAAAAAAACAGGCUGCAACACAAGACACAUCAACACAGUAUUCCUCCCUGGCACAAUCUACAAAAGUCUAGUUUAUUUAGAGUAGAUAUUUAAUUUUAUUUGAUAUAAUUUUAUUCUAUUUUAUUUUAUUUCAUUUGAUUUUAUUUAUUCUACUCUAUUUUAUUUUGUUUUAUUUAUUAAUUAUUCCCAGCAUCAUGAAAUUCCAGGUUCGUGUCAUUUACCUGGCCGUGUGGAUGGUCUUCCUGCUUGUGUUCAUCCGAGUCGAUUUCAGAUUUAGUUUGGGUGAUUUCAUCGAUGUCACUGAGCGGGUGUGCGGGUGCACGAGCUGCAUAAUGGACCCACAGGAAGAGCCGUGGUUCAUAGAGCGCUACGACGGCAAGGUGCCAAAACUUAUGAACAGGGCCAACAGUAAUAUCAGCGCACUCACACAUAACUGGUGGAUGAGGCUCCAACCGUCACGAUCAGUGAAUCUCAGUGACGUCGUGGAACCUCUGUUCUCACUCUUUCGUGAUGAGGAACACUACAGUGACUCUGGUCCUGACCGCUGUAGAACCUGCGCUGUGGUCGGCAACUCGGCCAACUUGAUUAGAUCCCAUUAUGGUGCUAUGAUAGAUGCUCACGACUUUGUUUUCAGGAUGAAUCAUGGUCCAACACAAGGCUAUGAGAGGGAUGUUGGGUUAAAGACCACACACAGGGCAAUUUAUCCAGAGAGCGCUGUAGACCUGGACAACUCCACCCAUCUAGUCCUGCUGCCUUUUAAAGUUUUGGAUCUGCAGUGGCUCAUUAGUGUCUUCACCACCAAAAACAUUACACGUACAUAUCAUGCAGUGAAACCUUAUAUAAAAGCGAACAAAGAUAAGGUGAUGAUCAUUAAUCCUGAGUUUAUAAGAUACGUCUACGAAAGAUGGUUGAUGAAAAAGGGGAAAUAUCCAUCCACUGGCUUCAUCAUACUCAUGUUGGCCGUGCAUAUCUGUGACCAGGUGAAUGUAUUUGGAUUUGGGGCCAGUGCAAAUGGACGAUGGUACCAUUACUUUGACCACUGGCAUCGUCAGUCCAUUCAUGCAGGUGUACACAGAGGGGGAGUUGAAUAUGAUGUCAUCCUGAAACUUGAGCAGCAACAGAGGAUCAAAAUGUAUAAGGGAUGGUGAUAGAGUCAGAUGACACUCUUUUAAAAGACACUCCCAUCAUCACGAAACUCUCUGGCAGCAUAACAUCAUUUAAGCGUGAGUCAUAUCGGCUCAAUCCUUCACGUUAUUGAUGAGUAACAGAGCUUCAUUUAAACUCAGUGGCUCUCGACAGCACACACUUCUGUACAGAUGACUGUUUUCUUUCUCUAAUACACUUAAUCCAAUUCAUUAUCUCAUUAUCAAGCCCUUCAUUAUCUGGAUCUGGUGGGAUUGGACACUAAAUACGAUAUAUACAGUACUGUGGGAAUGUAAAUCAGCAACAUGUUUACUUUUCUAGAUUUAUAUCAUGCAAAAAAGAUAAGCUGCGUAUGUGUACACUACACGGAUGCACAUUGUACAGUAGGUAUACAAUUGCCGACUGUUGUUAUGAACUAUUUGUCUACUGUAUUAUUGACUACACAAUGUGUAAAGUGCAGCAUUAUGUUUCAUCCUGUGAUUGAUCAAUAAUAAUUAAAUCGCAAUUAAAUUUCUUGGAAAAACUUGUCAAAAUGUUCCUGUGUCCAUUGUUGCCAGGCGUGUGUACUUCUUCCUGCAGUAGCUAUUUAUUGUUUAAAGUAUUAGAGCUGAAGUGUGGAGUACAUAAAAAGAUUUAUUUGCA
This is a messenger RNA of Ictalurus punctatus (channel catfish), 1868 nucleotides long. Its product is annotated as CMP-N-acetylneuraminate-beta-galactosamide-alpha-2,3-sialyltransferase 1. The record is from RefSeq and is a predicted model, not a curated record. NCBI's taxonomy places the organism in Eukaryota, Metazoa, Chordata, Actinopteri, Siluriformes, Ictaluridae. The coding region runs from base 278 to 1231 and encodes 317 amino acids. Gene Ontology annotation, molecular function: beta-galactoside (CMP) alpha-2,3-sialyltransferase activity. The transcript has 7 exons.